Molecule: messenger RNA, 1905 nt
Organism: Phytophthora infestans T30-4
Lineage: Eukaryota; Oomycota; Peronosporomycetes; Peronosporales; Peronosporaceae
Exons: 1
Coding region: 1-1905 (634 amino acids)
Source: RefSeq, a predicted model, not a curated record
AUGGUCCGAUUAAGACUGGCGCUCUUCUCGUUGACUGCCAUUGCCAGUACAUGUACCAUCAGCACACAAGCCAUCGACUGGACCUUUUGGAACGAUGACGACGAUCCGACUCCUUCGCCAGCGCUAUCCGAUACUAAGUACACAGAGACCUUGUCUCCAGCAGCGCUCACAAACAUGAUGGGGUCUGAUUAUCUGGAUCGUGUCAAGUCUGUGAUUAACUCUGGAAUGGGAUCAAAUUCGCAUUCGGAUUCCGAAUCGAACCCGUUGUUUGAUGCUGGCUCGGCUUCCGCUCCGCCUACUGCUUCAGCUUCGUCUUCUGGCUCCUUACUCGAUUCGGAUGACACGUCAUCCUCUGCUUGGGACUUGGCAAUACCCUCCAUGGACGAGAUCGCAACGCCUUCAACUGCAGUUACCAACUAUAAAUCUACCUACAAAAACUGGGUGGGACCUUGGACUCAGUCCUCGGACGCAGCUUGCUACCGCGAGGCUCAUUUCAUGAAAACCUGUCCGAGUAAUUACGACCGCAAUGAAUUGACCAACACGUGCUGGACGGAGUGUCCAAUGGAUUAUCCUGUGGAGUGUGGCAUGCAGUGCAUCCAACAAAACAAUGACUGCGGUCGUGAGAAUGCCGCCAAGGUUUCUGCUGUGGCCAUGUCUGCCUUUAGUAUGGCUACGUUUGGUGUAUUUGGUCAAUUGGCCAAGUACGGAAAGCACGUGAGCUGGGCUGUCAGAUGUGCCAACUACAUGAUGGUCUUUGUGAGAGCAGUCGUCCGCUUCACUCGUAACCAAAUGGUGCUUGAUCCACAGACGUCACAGGCGAAGCUCCUGCUGCUGUUGUAUCAGACGAACUACGUCGUUAGUGACCUCCCGGCUACCAUCUACGCGUGUUCAGGUAGAAAAGUCCCACCCGGCCUUCAGCUAACACGGCGACUCAUUCGUACGGCUCAGCUGGUUCUCCAGCUCGUGAUCACCUACGACGACGAAAUUAUUGAAAGCUGGGAGAAGUUUAAAGCUUUCAUGAAGAAAGCCAACUUCACGGAAGCGGCUGAUCAAAUCACAGAGGGUGAAAUCUCAAGUCUGGUGGUGGCUAUGAAGCAGAACUCGACGUGUGGUGACGACCUAAAGACAUUGACCAAUCAGGUCUGGAUGACAGUGGAUGAAUACAGACAGAAGAACCCCAAGAUCAGCGAAUUCGAGCUCCGCCUAAAGAUGAGCAAUUCGGACCUCCUUGUGUACCACAUCCCGACAGUGACGAACAACUGUAUGACUAAAAUGAUCUCCGAGUCUACAGUGACCACUGCGUACAAGACUCGUAAUACACUUCGCAAGACCUACGGAGUCAUGAUCAACGAUCUUAUCAAGUCCGGGAAGAGCGACAAUGGCUCAUCCAUGGCUGCGAAACGCCAGGCCUUAGUCUGGAUCGACAACGCUUUCACCUUACUUUCGUAUGGCUGGGAACCGACCGAUUUGUCGACCCUUUUCGGGGAAUACCUUCAAACUAUCUGCGGUCCCACUCAGUUCAUGGGUGAGAUCGAUGAUGGCAAGGAACUCGCAACUCUCGGAAUGAAUGCUCUUCACAAGGCUUUCAAGAAUAGUACGUUAUCUUGGACCAAAAAGGGCGACGGCGUCGUCAUUAUUAAUUUUAAAAGCAAGGAUACCAAGGACGUGACCGUAAACAUAAAGUCCGGUGGUGACAAGAUUGACGAAGUCAGUCUCAGGGCUGGAGGUACUGCCCAGUGGAAGUCGAACAUCACAGCACUUGGCGGCAAGACGCUGUACAUGGAUCGCUGGCGUCCGGGCUUCCUUGGUCUCCCUGGCACAGGCGGAGGUUCCUUGGUUUUGUGGGUGCCCGUUUCGCGCCAGGGUGGCCAUUUAGAGCUCAAUGUCCAGCUGAACGUGAGCUAG